Messenger RNA from Coccidioides posadasii C735 delta SOWgp, 2328 nucleotides. It is a transcript of the gene NDC80, whose product is annotated as kinetochore-associated Ndc80 complex subunit ndc80. The record is from RefSeq and is a predicted model, not a curated record. NCBI's taxonomy places the organism in Eukaryota, Fungi, Ascomycota, Eurotiomycetes, Onygenales, Onygenaceae. Gene Ontology annotation, biological process: attachment of mitotic spindle microtubules to kinetochore. Gene Ontology annotation, cellular component: Ndc80 complex.
UGCCGCAUGUAUUUGGGAUACUUUGAACUCUUGUGAGCUGUGGAAGACUAUACUAUUAGGCUGCACAGAAUAUUGUGAUUAUUGGGUUGGUGGAUCUUCUCGUGCUGCUCGAUCAUGGCGCAAGACACUGGCUUGUUCAGCAUACGACGUCCACGGGAGACUCUUGGAAAUGUCCAAAACCUUUCUUCUAUCCCUCAGCCAUCUUCCUCCCUGAAACGAACCAGUUCCGUCGCAAACCUCCAGAACCCUCCUUACACAUCACAACAUUCGCGCUCGACGUCCGUUGCUCAGUCUGCUAGCCGAUUACAACCUCCGGUCUUUGGGAGGGCCUCUUCGGGCGGAAAUUUUGGGCCCGAUGGCGCCCUAUCCUCCGUGCGACGCUCUGCGUCAAGCAACAUUCUUCACAGCGCAAGCGCACGUCGGCAGAGCUAUGCCCCCAUAUCCAUGCCACCUCCCCCGCCUCCACCACAACUUCAGCGGAGGAGCAGUGUGCUAUCACGACCUUCGAUGGGGCCUACACCUCACCAGUCCUUUUUCGCCCAAACUCCAGUCCCUGCGGGGGUACCACGCGACCCCCGCCCGCUGAGAGAUCGAAGCUUCCAAGCGCGGAUAAGCCAAGAAAUUUUGGAAUAUUUGACGCAUAAUAACUUUGAGCUUGAAAUGAAGCAUUCCUUGACACAGAAUACGCUAAAAUCGCCCACCCAAAAGGACUUCAACUACAUUUUCCAAUGGUUAUAUAGGAGAAUCGAUCCAGGACACAAGUUCCAGAAGAGCAUAGAUUCUGAAGUGCCGCCGAUUUUGAAACAGUUAAGAUAUCCUUUUGAAAAGAGUAUCACAAAAUCGCAGCUUGCCGCCGUUGGGGGGCAGAAUUGGCCAACAUUCCUGGGCAUGCUUCAUUGGAUGAUGCAGUUGGCACAGAUGUUGGAAAGGUAUUAUCUGGAUCAGUACGACUAUGCGUGUGCAGAAGCUGGUGUCGAUGUGACAGGAGAUCGUAUCAUUUUCCGCUUCUUGUCUGGUGCAUACCAUGAUUGGCUGCAAGGAGGCGAAGAUGAAGACGAUGAGGUAGCGGAGAAAAGGCUUAUUCCCCACGUCGAAGCUAUGGCUGCCGAGUUUGAGCGUGGAAACGAAAAAUACGUCCAAGAAAUGCAGACACUUGAGGCAGAGAAUAGGGCUUUGCGGGACCAAAUCGAAGAGCUCGAGAAAAGUGCGCCGGACAUGGCGAAACUGGAAAAGCAUUUUAAAAUUCUUGAGGAGGACAAACGGAAAUUUGAAGACUAUAAUCAAAACGUCCAAGGAAAGAUUGAUAAAUACGAUAAUCGGAUCAAACUGCUGGAUGAGGAGGUUAAGAAAGUAGAUGCCGAGCUUCAAAUGGCUGAAGAGGAACGGCUCAGUCUGCAGUCGAGUGUUGACAAGCAAGGUAUUACAAUACAGGACAUCGACCGUAUGAAUACGGAGCGCGAUCGACUUCAAAAGAGCGUCGAGGACAUCCUAGUCAGGCUAGAAGAAACCCACGUAAGAGUCAUGGAAAAAGAGGCAGAGGCCAAUCGGAAGCUCGAGGAGUUGGAAGAAGUCGUCAAAACAUACAACUCGCUUGGGUACCAAAACCUGCUGAUUCCUUCAACGGCUGUCAACGCCAAAGAUUAUGAUUACGAGCUACGCCUAAACGUCAACGAAAAUAAUUUCUCGUCAUCCCAGCUUGGUAGAUCCCAAAAUCGAGGUUCUCCCGAAGGCGAUCGAUUACUUGCUGAUGCGUUCACGGGGUACAGCCCAGCUAAUCUAAUAAACUUGGAUCUCCGUGGUAUUGUUCGAAGUAGUUUUGUGGCGCUCAGAAAAGAAAUAUACGAACGCCGAAAAGUAGCGCUUGACGACGAUAUGAAUCGUCGGGACUUGCUAGACAAUAUCAAAGAAGCUAUGGAGGAGAAGCGGAACGAAGUUGAAGCUCUCGAACAUAAACGACGAGCAGCGGAAGAGGAAUUCGAAAAAACUAAAGAAAUUACAAUGACGCAGAAAUUGGCCUCAGAUGCUCAAAUCGAAAAGAUGGAAAAGGAACUCGCCAAAAUGCGUGCAAGUCUAACGGAGAGCGUACAGUUGAUGGAACAGAGGGAAAUGAACACCAACAUUGAGUACGAGCAGCUGGUACUGCGAGCAAACGCCUUACGGGAAGAGCUCCAUACCGGCGUCGAGAGUAUGUUGAACGAUAUUAUCCGAUUCAAAGUCCAUAUCCAAAAAGGUCUGGAAGAUUAUGAAAAUUUCGUCGUCGACGAGGUUGAACAAGAACUGGGUGGCGAAGACCUUGACGACGAGCUGGAUGGUAGGGAGAUUGAAUAA